AUGUCUUUCGGCCUUAGUUCUGAAGCUCUCGUUUCGAGAGGGUCUCAAGUCAUCAAUGCGGGGUUAGAAAGCGGCAAAAGUGCAAUAGCUUACGGGACUCCUCCCUUUGAGAAGGCCGUGACUCUGACAGCUCAGGCAGCCAGCUGGGGUGCUAAUAACCCCCUUCAACUUACCUGCGCAGCUGCCGGCACAGCUGGUGUCCUUGUCGUCACUGCCCCUGUCCUAGUAUCGGCCCCGUUGUUGUCGACGGUAGGGUUUACAGCAGGUGGUAUUAAAGCAGGUUCUGCGGCCGCAGUUGCUCACAGUUAUGUCGGAAACGUCGUAGCUGGCGGUGCGAUAGCUAUAGGACAGAGUGCCGGUGCAGGAGGCAGUGGCCUAGCCCUCGUCAAUGGGGCCAUACAACUGGGGGCUGCUGCGAUGACCGUUGGAAGUGCAGGCUUAUCAUGGGCCAAGGCUAAGCUGUGA
Molecule: messenger RNA, 465 nt
Organism: Penicillium antarcticum
Lineage: Eukaryota; Fungi; Ascomycota; Eurotiomycetes; Eurotiales; Aspergillaceae
Exons: 3
Coding region: 1-465 (154 amino acids)
Cellular component (GO): membrane
Source: RefSeq, a predicted model, not a curated record